AUGCACGACCAGAAAAGAGAGGGUCAGUUCCUGAGCCCAACAUAUCCCGGAGUGUAUCCCAAGAACCUGAGCUGUCAGUACCGAUUCCUCGGCAAAAAAGGACAACGAGUCAGACUUGAGUUCAUGGAUUUCGAUCUCUUUUAUGGCGGCCCGCACUGUCCGUUUGAUUACAUCAAAGUAUAUGACGGCGCCUCAGAUCAGGACCCACUCAUCGCCACGUAUUGCGGGCAACAAAGAAAUCUUAUGGUAUAUUCUUCGGGAGAGAAUCUAUUCGUUCAGUUCAAUACACUGAAGAGGACGGCCGACAGUCAGAAUAGA
Messenger RNA from Medioppia subpectinata, 318 nucleotides. NCBI's taxonomy places the organism in Eukaryota, Metazoa, Arthropoda, Arachnida, Sarcoptiformes, Oppiidae. The record is from the annotation of a GenBank genome assembly.